Punctularia strigosozonata HHB-11173 SS5 is the source of this 1121-nucleotide messenger RNA. RefSeq lists its product as uncharacterized. The record is from RefSeq and is a predicted model, not a curated record. The coding region runs from base 308 to 691 and encodes 127 amino acids. NCBI's taxonomy places the organism in Eukaryota, Fungi, Basidiomycota, Agaricomycetes, Corticiales, Punctulariaceae. The transcript has 2 exons.
CUUCUACAUCCUCUACGGAAAUCUGCUGUAACAUGAUUUCUGGGCCGCAGAGCUCCUGCAUGGAUGCAUUGCUGGACUCUACCGGAUCUAAACAUCCAUACAUCGAUAUAGAUCAGCAUUGGUACCGAUUCUGCACUGCGCAUCAACGCGCGUCGCGGUUGGCCAAAUUUUCAGCAUAGUAGCUUCACUGAUACCACGGAAAUGCACAGUCUUCGCCGUCCCGGUCGCUACCGGUCGAGUUAUGGUGCCUCAUAUUCUCCAUGUGCGCUACACACAAGCCUGACAGCGCGCUCCGAUUGUAAGGUGUAUGCCGGCUGUGUCAGGACGUAGUCUGCGGCUACACGCGGUUGUGGGACACGCUCAAUUUGACGUCUCAUCCAGAGGCGAGCCGUUUCAAGGGGGGGCGCGCCUGCGAAAUGAUUCGAGCGCUGGCUCCAGAUGGUAUGCAACCCCUCGAGAUAAACCAUCAGUGGAUGGAUGUUCUGGCGCUCCUGGAAUCCAUCCGAACCCCAUCGAUCCCAUCUACCUGGACCUGUUGUGGGAGUCCUUCGUCUUGCUCUUUCUCGAGGAAUCGGAGUCCCCCCGUCUGCGCAUGCUCGUUCUCAACUUUCCCGACGAGUGCCGUAUCAUCGCAUCCCCCCGCUGGUUUGGACAACGACGCGCGUCGAGCAUCUGCGCAGGAUUGAGAUGAACGCAUUUGACAGCUGGCCAUGAUCGUGUCUCUCGGCCCGGUGCUCGAGGCCCUGAAGGUCGGACCCCUCCUCCAGCGCUCGGAGUUUCACACAGAAUUCGAGGACUCGCCAGUCGAUAUGCCCUCGCUGCGCCAUAUCUCAACAACCUGGACCUCCUCAUUCAAUGAUUCGCUCCUUCUUCCUUGUCACGCUGAUGAUGGGCAGAAAGUUCUAAAAAUUCGCUUCUGUAGAAGUUGCUCCAAAUCAAACGUUGUGGAUCAUCCAGUACGAGCUCGUGGAUACAGGCGGCCCUUACGAGUGGUUGAGGGCCAACACUGGAUUAUCAUGGAUUGGUCUUGUCGCAUAAGUAGUGCUGCGACUGGCUGACGAGGAAGAUGGAGUCUGACAUAGGCGAGAUAGAAAGUAGCAGUAAUACACGACCGAUAACAU